AUACCUCUACUAUUUGGAUUUGUCUCACAACAACUUGACUGGUCCAUUGCCAGCAUUUAUUGGGAAUUUGACUAAGUUGCAAUCCUUGUAUGUUGGUGCAAAUGCAUUAUCAGGGACCAUUCCAAAGGAGCUUGGAAUGCUUCAAAACCUCAGCAUGUUGGAUUUGUCUCAGAACAACUUGACUAGUCCGUUGCCAGCAUCUGUUGGGAAUUUGACUGAGUUGCAAUCCUUGUAUGUUGGUGCAAAUGCAUUAUCAGGGACCAUUCCAAAGGAGCUUGGAAAGCUUCAAAACCUCAGCAUGUUGGAUUUGUCUAAGAACAACUUGACUGGUCCGUUGCCACCAUUUAUUGGGAAUUUGACUGAGUUGCAAUCCUUGUAUGUUGGUGCAAAUGCAUUAUCAGGGACCAUUCCAAAGGAGCUUGGAAAGCUUCAAAACCUCAGAAUUUUGGGCAUAAGUAACAAUAACUUCCAUGGUUCACUCCCCUCUGAGCUUGGGAACUUGACCAAUCUCCUGGCAUUGUACAUAGAUAGUUGUGGAGUAGGUGGUGAAUUCCUAUUGACCGUAUCAAGUCUCAAGAAGUUGCAGACUUUGUAA
Elaeis guineensis (African oil palm) is the source of this 595-nucleotide messenger RNA. NCBI's taxonomy places the organism in Eukaryota, Viridiplantae, Streptophyta, Magnoliopsida, Arecales, Arecaceae. The record is from RefSeq and is a predicted model, not a curated record.